ACCGGGGGAAACUUAGCUAUUAGUGUAGCAGGGUCAUGAAGAAGAGGCGGCGGCGGGAGAUCGGAGGCGGCGGCGGGGGCGUGAAACUGCGGUAGCUGCCCGCUGGGCUGGUGGUGUGGCUUUGUGGGAAAGGCGUAGUUCCUAAAGCCCUCUCCGGGCAGCGGCCGGGGCUCGGGGUUGAGAGCGGCCGUGGAGUCGCCUCCCCGGGCCCCCUGGCUCCGCCAUGUUCCGCAGGGCACGCCUUAGCGUGAAGCCCAAUGUCAGGCCUGGAGCAGGCGCCAGGGGCUCCACCGCCCCCAAUCCACAGCGUGAACGAGAGGCUCCUAGGCCGCCGGAGCCUGCAGCGGCCUCUGUCCCGAAGCCAGCGGAAUCCACAGAUGUGCCCCCGGUGGAUUGCGGGGAAGCGGAGCCCCGAGAAAAGACUCCCAAGAGCAGUGAUGAAAAGACUGAUGGUGGGAAGGAUGUUGAAGAAUCCAGUAAAUCUUCCUCUACCAUUUCACAGAGAAGAAAGCGAGUAUCAAGUACUUCUAGUCUGGUUAAACCUAGUGUCAGUGUUCCUUCAGAACCUCAUCCUUUACCUACAGUUAAUCAAGAAGCUCCACAGCCAAACCCUGUUCCAACAAAAGAGAAACAGCCAUGCUCAGACAGAUACCGAAUAUAUAAAGCCCAGAAACUGAGAGAAAUGUUAAAAGAAGAAUUGAGGAAAGAGAAGAAGCAAUGGAAAAACAAAUAUGCUGUAAAUGAAAGUCAGAGGCCACCAGAUCGUUCCAAAAUGACUAUGAGAGACUUCAUAUAUUACCUGCCAGAUAACAAUCCAAUGACUUCUUCACUGGAGCAAGAAAAGAAAACUGAAAAAUCAUUGACACCAGUCCAGACAAGAGAGCAAGAAGGUAAGAGUACUCCUGAUGGUGAAGAUAAUGAAGAAAUAGAAGAGGAGAUGGAUGAUGGGCCAUUGCUGGUUCCUCGAGUAAAAGUGGCAGAAGAUGGUUCUAUUAUUUUGGAUGAAGAAAGUUUAACUGUAGAAGUUUUAAGGACGAAAGGCCCCUGUGUUGUUGAGGAAAAUGACCCCAUAUUUGAGCGUGGUUCUACAACUACAUACUCCAGCUUUAGGAAAAACUAUUACUCUAAACCAUGGUCAAAUAAAGAAACAGAUAUGUUUUUUUUGGCCAUCAGCAUGGUAGGAACUGACUUUUCUAUGAUUGGACAGCUUUUUCCUCACAGAGCAAGGAUAGAAAUUAAGAAUAAAUUUAAACGUGAGGAGAAAACAAAUGGAUGGAGAAUAGACAAAGCAUUCCAGGAAAAGCGCCCUUUUGACUUCGAUUUUUUUGCUCAUUUGCUUCAGAAAGUUCUUGCUGAAGAAGAGAAAAGAAAACAAAAAUCUGUUAAAAAUCAGACUUCAAAGGAGAAGAAGUCCUCUAAAUCACGGAAAAAUGUAAAAGUGAAAAAAGUUGCCAGUGAAAGAGUGAAUGAUAAUCCAGAUGAGUCUGUGAGCACUAGAAUUUCAGACACAGAAGGAUCUCAAAAGGAUGCUCAGACAGUUGAAGAAGAACAACAGUCUCUGACUUUAUCAGGACAGGAUUCAGAACAGAAUGCAUUAGAACAAGAUAUAAAUCAAAAGAAAAGGAGAAGAAAGAAUCAGGAUGAAGGUAGUGAACAAGAGGUGAAUCUUUCAGGAAAUGCCACUGUUCAGCCAGGCUCUUCUAAAGGAGAGAAACACAAAGAUAAAUGCCUGUCUUUAAGUCCUGAGAUAAAUGAAGAUGAAAGCAAUAAGGAACAAAAGCUUCCCUGUGUACAGAACACAGAUGACAUUGUGGGUCUAUCCUCUAAUGAAAAGGCUGAGAAAAGAACUGACCCUGCUGUUUCACCAAGUAGUCAACAAGAUGCCAUAUCAGUAGCAAAUGAGACUUCAGAAUCAAGCACUUCAGAUUUGCCUUCAUCAGAAGGUGGGAUUAGAGCAUUGUGUGAGGUGAAUAAUGCUGAGAGUAGUUGUACAGAAGAAGGAAAUGGUGACCUAAAAGAUAAGGCACUGGAAACCGAUCAAACAGAAAGUAUUAAACUGAUGACAAGAGGACGACUCCAGAGACCUAAACCCAAUUUAUCAAGGGCAGUUGGGAAGAAAUCAGUUCUUUCACAAGGGAAAACAGAUGCAGAGAACAAGAGUUUACAUACAGAAACUUCGGUUGAAAAGAAUCAUAUGGAAAAGGAUAAAAUGAAUGCACUUGGUAUUUCUGGAAUGGAGAAUAAAGAGAAAGAGAAUCCAGAAGCUGACACUGCAUCUAAUUUGAGUGAAAAAAUUUGUCUGCAGGAAGAUGAUCAACUAAAGGCUUUCAGACCUGCACGCCUAAUGAGGGGCUUAUUGCAAAGGCCAAAGCCAAAUGUAGGUAAAGCUGCUGAAAGAAAAGAAACUGUUACAUCACAGGAAAAAAUUGGGGCCAGUGUAGAAAAGAAUGAAAAUGAGUCCUGUAUUGAUAGAGAUACUCCUGAACAAAUAGAAGAUCAGUCAUGUAAAAAUUUUGAUUGUGAAGACAUCACAUCACAACCUGAAAAAAAAGAUACUUCUUUUCAAAAUGUGCAGUCAGAUGAGCCCAAGGCUCUUAAUGAAUGUCUAAGUAUUCAAGAGGAUAAUAAAGCAAAUAAACAAGUUCAAAUUCUAAAGACUCGAUUUCAGAAACCAAAGCCAAAUAUAGGAAGAAGAACUGGAAGAAGAGAAAUUUUCUCAAAGGAAGAAGAGGUACCAAAGGAAGUUCUUGCCUCCGAGGAGACGACAGCAGCUUUGAGAGAAACUGCAAGAUUGGAAACCUCACCAAGGGAAAAGGUGCCUGGGGAGACUAAUACUGCUAAGGAAAUGGAGCCAGAUUUAAAAGAAACUGAAAGAAAAGAUAUCUCUACCAGGGAGAAAAUACCAGAAAUGAUUGAUGUCACUGUGGAAAUGGAGACAGAUUUGAGAGAGACUGGAAGAGAGAUUUUCCCAAGGGAGAAGAUAACAAAGGUGACUGAUGCCACUGAGGAAAGAGAGACAGAUUUGGAAGAGACUGAAAGAAGAGAAAUAUCCCUACAGGAAAAUGCCCCGGAGGAGGGCGAUACUAUUGGUGAAGUGAAGACAGGUUUGAAAGAAACUGGAAGAGAAAUUUCUCCGAGGGAGAAGAUACCAGAGAUGAUUGAUGCCGCUGAGGAAGUAGAGACAGAUUUAGAAGAAACUGAAAGAAGAGAAAUACCUACACAAGAAAAGACCUCAGGGCUCAAAACUAUAGAUGAUGAAAUGGAGACAGAUUUGAACAAAAUUGGAAUAGAAAUUUCCCCAAGGGAAAAUGUACUAGUGGGGAUCAGUGCCACAGGGGAAAGGGAGAUUGAUUUGGAAGAAACUGGAAAAAGAGACAUUUCCCUGAUGGAGAAGGUAUCAGGAAAGAUGACUGCCAUUGAGGAAACAGAGGCAGAUUUGAAAGAAACUGGAAGAGAAAUUUCCUUGAGGAAAAGCGGAUCAGAAGAGAUCAGUGCUUCUGAGGAAAAGGUGGCAGAUUUGGAAAGAACUGGAAAAAUAGACAUUUCUCUAAGGGAAAAUGAACCAGAGGAGACUGGGACCUCAAGACAAACUGAGACAGAUUCAUUGCAGAGGGGUAGUGGUGACUGCAGUGCUGUGCCUUCACUAAAUAUUAAAGACAUUAGCAGUGAAGUACAAUCCGUGGUGCAUGUAUCUGUAGAAGAAAAAAGAAAUUCUGAAAAGGAAAUAUCAAGUCAGUUGAGUCAUUUGAACAUUUCUUCACAGACUUCUGAGCUUGAUAAAAUAGAAGACCAGAGGAUGCGAUCUCCAGAUGUUCCAGAGCAGUUUUCAGAUAUUAAUUUAAGCAAAUCUCUUCCUCAAGAACAGAAGCCAUUUGAAGUGAAACCAGCACCUUUUGUGAGAAGUAGAUUCAAAAGACCAAAACCAAACUUAGCAAGAGCAGCUUCAAAAAGAGAGACUAUAGAAGCAGAAAAACACGCACCUGGGAAGAAAGUGGAAGCUGAUAAAAAAGGGACUGUUGUGAUACAGCAGAAUGGAGAACAAACGAGAACUCUCCCUUCUCAACGUGAUGUGGCUUCCCUAAUGACAUCAAGAGAAAAAGACAAAUCAGAUCACAGUCAAGAGGAAGCUGUGAUAUUACCAUGUGUACAGACUGAAAAGGACCUUUCCCCUUCGAGUUCUUGUGAACCUAUAGAGGAGUCUCAGUCUACACAAGCCCAGGAAAAGGAAUUAGUUGUCUCUAUGGAGACUUAUCAUAUACACACUUGCGAACAAGAAAUGAAGGAAAGCGUUAUCCAAACUGCUCCACCAGUAAGGGGCCGACUUCAGAGACCCAGUCCAAACUUAAGAAAGGGUGGACAGAGGCAAGUAAUAGAAAAAAGUGAAGCCAAAGAAACAAUUAAGGAAGAAAGGACACUACAAAAAGAUGAAACUAAAAAAUUCCUGACUGUGCCAAAUUCUCAAAUUGCAACGGACAUUGAAGUUGUAUCCUCCAAAGUUUCAGAAGGCAGAAUGUAUGAAAACCAGAGUCACGUUCUUUUAGAAAACCUUCAUGUUAACAAAAUAAAUGUUUCAGAUGAAAAGACGAGACAUGAACAUAAAACGUAUGUUCCUAGUCCACCACAAAUGAUAAGAAGGCAAUUCCAAAAGGCUAAGCUAGAUUUGGGAAGAGCACAAGGUAAGAAAGAGGAAUCAGACAUAGAAAAAGACAGAGCAGAUCAGAGUAAGGCAAGGAAGCCAGAAGAUAAUUUGCUGCAGCAUGGAGAUUCUGACACCCAGCUUCUUCAAAAAGGAAAAGCUGAGUUUCUGACAUCUCUGGAGAUUUCAGCAAGAAAAGGUUCUGUAGGUUCCAAGGAGAUUGGUUUGGCAAAAAAAGAGGCUCAAUCAGAAGUUGGACCAUCAGGAAGUGUUGGAGAGAAAACCGUAGACGAUAAUUCUAUGUGUUCAGUUGUCGAAGAGCAGUAUGUCAGUAAACCAGCAAGCUCUCCACAACUAUUAAAAGAAUCAAAUUAUUCUAAAAUUGCUGUGGAUCGAAGAACAGCUCUCUCUUCUGCCUCUGAAUGUAAGAUAGAUCGUAGUGAAAGGAGAAUGCGUCGAAAGAUUAAACCAAACGUCCCCAAAGGGCGUGGAUCAAAACGAAUUCGGAGUAAGACCUCUAAGAAGGAACCUAGAGCUUCUAAGCCUGUGCUGGUGACUCUUCGAGCUUCCCAGGAAGAAGACGAAGAUGAUGUGGAAGACUUUGAGUCUGACUAUGAAGAAGAAAGCUAUCAUCUUGCUCCAGAAGAAGUAAACAAAGCUCCAGUGUUUGUACCUGUUGGUCUCAGAUCUCCUGAACCGGUUUCUGCUCAGAUUGAGGAAACCAUGGAAGAGCUUGAAAUACCCAUGAAUAUCCCAGAUGUAGGAUGCAUAGCUGUUGUUGAACAUCAGCUCUCAUCAAACAUAGAUUUGACUACUCAGGAAAUGAAACAAGAAGAAAAUUUGAAUGCAUUAUCAAUUGAAAUGACCACAGGUGAACAUUCCCAAGUUGAAACAGGUACCAAUGAUGGAAGCACUGAAGCUGCCAUAACUUUACUUACAAUGGGAGGUCUGGUGUUGCAGUCAGAGAUCAGUACAGAACAGAGUGACGUAGGAGUAUGUGUACUUCCUGAUGUUCAUUCAAACGAUAAAAGCCAUAUUCCGUUUUGCCCAGAUAAUACAAAUCUCAAAAUUGUUCAUGAAUGUCAGGAACCUUCUUCACCUAUCCGUAGUACAUCUCCAUCAGUAGAAGAAAACAAGAUUAUAUUGGAUGAACAAAGUACUAAAGAAGAAAUUGGUUUAAUGGAAGAAGUAAAGGAAAACUCUAUAUCAUCCAGGACAACUUCAGAAGUGACCAAUAAUUUGAGAAUGAGAAGUAGAUUUGCCAAGCCUAAGCCAAAUCUUAAGAAAAUUUUAGGGACCAGCAGGUUUGGUGCUCAUCAGGAAGUUCCCAGUUUGUUUGUAUCUAAAGGAGAAGUGGAAAUUCAAAGAGAAACUGAGAAAAAUGCUUCUAAAGGAAGAGAAUUAGAAGAUAAAAACCUUGAAUCAGUUACAACAGCAGAGAGUAAGGCACAGAGCAAAUUGGCAUCUGUACACGGUAUUGAAGAAACCAGUAUUUCACAAGAAGCACGCCUAACUGGAAGAGAUGAAGAUGAAGAAGGGAGGUCUGCAGAGGUUCAGCUGUCUUCAUUUGCCCCUGUUGUUUCGUCUGAGUCAAGGCCCCACACACUUGGUUUGGGUAUGGGUCUUGGUGAGAGUUCUUUCGAAGAGCCCCUGGGAAAGGACUCUAACGGAGACAGUGUGCUUAUACUUCAUGUGCCAGAGUGUAGUAUUCCAGAAGUCCAACAAGAGAAUAUAAACAAUCCUCAAGACCUAACAGUUGCUAAUGUACAUCAAGAAGGUGAGGAUGAACAAGCAUUCAUUUUAACUCUGGUGGAAAUCCCAACCAAUGCAGUAGAAGAAUUUGCUGAUACCACUAUGCAGUUAAUGCCAAACCCUUUACUGCCAGCCCCCAUAUUGGUCAAAUCAGUGAAUACAGAAGAAGGGGGGGACAUGAGUAUCAGUUUUCCAGUAACUUCAGCUGGUCAGGAUGACAUGUGUUUAUCUAAUUCUGGAAGAGAUGAUUCCGAAAAGCCUCCUGCUAAUUUGGAUCUUGUAUCUAGGAAGAGAUUUCAUUGUAGGCUUGACGAAAGUGACCAUGUUCCUCCUGCCAAAAAAAGUUCACUCACUUUAAGAGACGAUUGUCAAAAAUAUACCUCUGAGGUGUGUUCAAAGGAAUUAAUAAAUGUUUUGGAGAAAACAGGAGAGUCUUACAAGGGACAAGGUAUCUUCCCUACCUCAGGAAACACGCAUACAAUUCCAGAACCUCAGAAAGAGCAACUUGAACCAACUUUUCAGAGUAUCAGAUCUAAACCUCUUGAUAAAAUGACAGAUACACAAGAAAAGAAUACAUCUCAGUUACCUCAGGAUGAGAUAGUGGUGUCUGAUAAGGAAAAAAGAACUUGUGCUGCUUCUGAGUCUGAACAAAUGGAUAGCAUCACAUCGUCUUCAAAAACCCCACUAUCCAGACCUGGCAGAAGACCCCUGGGAUUUUUGUCUUUAAUAUGUUCAAAGAAUAGUUUGGAGUCUGAUGAACCUACUCAGGUUCAUAGCAAGAAACGCCUGAAACCUCUUAUACCUGUAUCAAGACAGAAUCUGAAAAGAUCUAAUCCGCUCAAUACAAGCCAGAAAAAAACUCAAGAGUCCUCUGAUCUUCCAUCUCCAAGUGUUGUUGUUAAUACUCAACCUAAAAAUAUUGAUAGUUCAGCAACUCAGGUUUCUUGUAAUCAUCCCUUACCGAAAGGAGAAUGUAAAGAUAUCCAAAACCGGCAACCGGAAGAGGAACCAAUGACAGUCUCUGAAUAUUUCUUUAGUGAUAUCUUUAUUGAAGUGGAUGAAACAGAAUAAAAGUCUUCUUUUUUUUUCUUUUUUUUUUCUAAGGCUAGGAUUUCCACAGUCAGUUAUAUCAACAAAGCAGUAUCUAGCAAAAAGCCUCACUGGCAAUUUUUCUUUAGGUUGAUUUUGAAUAUUUAAUAGGCUUGAUUUGAAGCUUUUAUAAUCAGUGAAAAACAUUGCUGAGGUUCCUUUCGUUCUGAUUGAUUCAGCAUUUUGGAAAUACCAAGCAAUUAAG
Molecule: messenger RNA, 7682 nt
Organism: Eubalaena glacialis (North Atlantic right whale)
Lineage: Eukaryota; Metazoa; Chordata; Mammalia; Artiodactyla; Balaenidae
Gene: BDP1
Product: B double prime 1, subunit of RNA polymerase III transcription initiation factor IIIB
Exons: 39
Coding region: 224-7459 (2411 amino acids)
Biological process (GO): RNA polymerase III preinitiation complex assembly
Cellular component (GO): transcription factor TFIIIB complex
Molecular function (GO): TFIIIC-class transcription factor complex binding
Source: RefSeq, a predicted model, not a curated record